This is a messenger RNA of Priapulus caudatus, 2246 nucleotides long. RefSeq lists its product as uncharacterized. NCBI's taxonomy places the organism in Eukaryota, Metazoa, Priapulida, Priapulimorpha, Priapulimorphida, Priapulidae. The record is from RefSeq and is a predicted model, not a curated record.
UUUUUAUCCUGAGCCAAACCUAGUGCGUAAGUGCCUGCACGAGACCCAUAACAUCUGCCAGGCUGAAUCUGAAAUUUAUUAUGUUAGGGGGUCCAAGGAUUGUUUAGUCGCGUUAUUUUUAAGGCAAGCCGAGCACGUACAAACCUAUUGCCAGAGAAGGGUCAAGAUAUGUGCUAACCCUAAGCAUCUAAUUACGUAUAUUGGUAAUGGUCACUGGCUUUUGUCACCGGCGAAGCCGUUUCGGUUAACAGUGUCAUGUCAGACUACCAGUGAUCAGGCGCCCACGAUUACGGACAUUCAGAUAUCAUCACGUCAGCUGGUAUCGCUGCAAUCGGGUUGUAGUGCUCAUUCGGCUGAUCUUACCCUACCCACAUUUUAUUUUCAUGAGUCAUCGGUGAAUCUCACGAGAUCGUUAGUCAAUAUGUUGCCCAAGUCGUUGCAGACACCUACAAUAUGGGCAGAUUUGGCUCAACUGGCGGUGAAAAGGGGUAAUGCCACCGAUCUCAUUCCGCAAAAUAUAGUACCUCCUAAGCUGUAUGAAUCGAAGGAUUUAGACUUAGCCUAUGAUCACCUUAAGGAUGCCAUAGUUAAUAGCAGACGGCUGCUAGAUGCGAAUGAAGCGGCUCAAAACAAUUUUCAGAGCACCCACGUACAAUGGCAUGAAAUAGUUAUUUACGUGGCCAUUGCUGGUAUAGCAAUUAUCGUAUUAUAUUGUUGCUGCGCGCCACCACAUCUUCGGCCACGCCUAUGUCAGUCAUUCACUACACCUGGUACCACGGCUACUCAUACCAUUCUCCAACCCACGGUGCAACCCCUCUUGCAACCCGUCAAUGCAACCGCGCCUUUCGUACCGCAGCAUUUGUAUCCGGCAUUGCACAACGAAGAGAGGGAGACUGAGAUGCUCCACAGAGUUCGAGAGCAUCCGCUAGAGAGGGUGCAGGCGAAGGAGGAGGUAGAGAUGAAAACACUGCCUCGGUCAAAGUAUAGUACUAAGAAAUAUGCGGACUAGACUAAGAAUGCUCCGUAGAUUCUAAGGAUAUCGAUGCACAGGCGACGUAGUGUUGUCACCAUGUACCUAACAAAACAUGUAUGUGUAUAAUUAGGAGUUAACGUCACUAUAUGUUCAGGAGUUAAAAUGCACUGUGUUGGCACGAAAGCACGUAACCGAUAUUACUGGUGCACAGUUACGCGGUCGACGUCACGUAUGUAUAGAUAGCACGCACCAUGUUCACCAAAUGCACCGGGUUCACUAUGUUCACCACUAUAGUACUAGCCAAGAAGCACUAACGCACAGGUGCUAAUCGUAUAUUACUGCGUGUUUGUGUUCUUGUAUGUGUAAGCACGGUAUUCGCAACGUGCCAAUAACCGUUAUCAAAAGUGCAUAAACGUGCAAGAUCGCACAGUAUGACUAAUCUAGUCUCUUUUGAGCACCUGCAGUAACUCCAAACACGCCAGCGAGGCGGAGAUCGCAAGACAGCGAUCAGGAGGAGCAGCAGAGCACCUACUACAGCGACGACGAAGAAGGCGCCGCAUCGCACCAGCACCAGGAGAGGGCGACCGCGUCGGGCGGCUCGUUUGCGUGGAGGGCGCGGCGCGACCUUCCCACCCCUGAGGCACUGUACGUGCCACGGCCGCAAUCGCCGGCUAGCAAUCGGCCACCCAUCGAUUGGGAGGCCCUGCGGCCAGCCCGGAGCGACGGGGAGAUCGCAACGCCCGGCGCUUCCCGCUACCCGACCGGAGGGCCCCCACCCCCAACGCCGCGCCUGAUCUACCCAGGACUCGCCUCGACAGUGGGUAGGCAGACGAGCUACGACAGCUGGGCGGCGUUUCGGGCGGAUGUCCGCACAUACCGGAUGAACAAUCCGGGAUGGACCGUCGUUCACCAUGACGACGACGACACGGCAAUCGCUGUCGUCCCCAUAGAACUGGCGCCGCUGCUGGGCGUAUCCAUGGUGAACCAGCAUCGGCCAGGGCACCCAAUUGUGCCCGACGACAGCGAGGACGAGUGGGACGAGGACGAAGACGACGAGGAGAUGGCGAUAUUCUAUCGGUGGGACUAGAUGAGGACGACGAGGGAGGACCAGCACGACGGAGGACGACGAGGGCGAGGGAGGACGAGGACGACAGCAGGAGCGGAGGACGACAACGGAGGACGACUAAGGCGCCAGCCGGAUUUCUUUUGAAUAGCUAGAAUAAAUAAAAUAAAAAGUAAAAUACUUGAUAUAUAUAUGUAAACAUAAACAAAA